CCCUUCGACGAGACUGGGGAUUAGUAGAGAGCAAUCAAAAUCACCCGUUUAAAACAAUAAUACAUCUUAACUUUCUACAAUAUAUCUGGCCCUUGCAAAUCUCCAUUUUCCCUUCCCGGUAUAGUGCUUCUUUACAUUUUGUUGUGUCUUCUUUUGCGGAGCUAUAAUGUGCAGCGAUGAGUAAAGUUGGCAGAAGUUUGGAUUCGACUCCCAUUCGACUCCGAAAAUUUCGGAACCUUCCGGAAUCGUCGGGAGUCGUCGGUUGAAAUCGACCAGAGUCGCCCGGAAUCGGAAUCUAACCGGAAUCGAAUCACAUCGAAGCUUUGCGCACCUGAGAGCACAUCACAUGACCAAUACAUUCCGCAGAGAUAUCAACUGGCAGACAAUAUGAACAUAUCCGACGAUCGUUUCGGCACAAAAAAAAACCUACCAGCGAUGCAAGAAAGGUUUUUUACUAGGAAUUGCAGUUGUCUAUGAGCGCUCGUCUGAUCCAAGCGUGAGGAAAUACGAACCAUCAACGUAUCUUUUGAAUUAUUUCCUAGCCACAAACACCACAGUACAUAUGGCUACACAUUUUUUGCUCAUCUAUCAAAUGUCAAACCGAUGACCGGCGAAGCUGCCACAUUGCAAAGUUUGUUGUUAUUUUCACUGCACGCGCCUGGCACGGCUGUCACACGGAGCACUUUUUUUCGUUCCGUUGGCAGAUUUCUCCUCCGUUCCGUUUCGGUAGUUAUUCGGUGGAAAUAAUAACAGAAACUUGUAUCGUACGGUGCAAAAUGAAGUGCCACUACGAGGUGCUCGGAGUUACGCGCACGGCCGACUCGGACGAAAUCAAGAAAUCGUACCGCAAGCUUGCUCUCCGCUGGCAUCCGGACAAAAACCUCGACAACGCAGAGGAGGCAAACCAACAGUUUCUUCUCGUACAGGCGGCGUAUGAUGUGCUUUCUGAUCCGCAGGAAAGAGCAUGGUACGAUAACCAUCGCGAACAGAUACUGCGAGGCGGACAUACCGACUAUGAAGAUAGUUCUUUGGAUGUGUUCCCUUACUUUACCGCCUCCUGCUACAAGGGCUUCGGGGACGAUCCGGGAGGGUUCUACGCCGUGUAUGCAGAAGUGUUCAAUAAGCUGGCCACGGAGGAGGUGGAAUUCCUCGACACCGAGGAAGAGUUCGACGAGAUACCCAAGUUCGGUAACUCGCAAUCCGAUUACGAAACGAUCGUGCGCCAGUUUUACGGCUACUGGGAAGGGUUCUGUACCAAGAAAAGCUACGCCUGGCUCAAUCCGCACAAUGUGGCCGAGAUUCGCGACCGUCGGAUACUGAAGGCCAUCGAGAAGGACAACAAGAAGGUGCAGCAAAAGGCGCGCAAGGAACGCAACGACGAGAUUCGCAGCUUGGUAAUGUUUGUGAAGAAGCGCGACAAACGGGUGCAGGCGUACAAGAAGCUGCUGGAGGAGCGGGCAACCCAGAAUCGGCUGAAGUCGGAACAGAAGCGGUUGGAGCAGAUACGCCGCAAUCAGCAGGAGAUCGAGGAGCAACAGCGUAACUCGACGAGCUUUUUCAACGACGCGUACGAAGAACAGUUAAGGAAACUGGAAGCAACGUAUGCCGAAGCAUCGGAGGAAGAGUCAGACGACGAGGACGGGCAGGUGAACGGGCUGGAAGACGCAAUGGCCGGCCUAAACGUUAGCCAGAACGAAAAUGGGGAGGAAAGCUUCUACGUGGACGAUCUGUACUGUGUCGCCUGCGACAAGAUGUUCACCAACCGUAGUUCGUACGAAAACCACGAAGCAUCGAAAAAACACAAGCAAAACGUCGAGCUGCUGCGCAAGGAAAUGCGCAAGGAGAUGGAGGAAAAUGAGUGUAAAGAACCGACGGUGGACCCGGAAGAGGGCAGCUUAUCGAACGACGAUGAGCUGGAAAUUGCCAACGGAACUGAUUGCGAUGAGCAGCCCGAAUCGGAAGUGCGGCAAGAGGCGAAGCCGACAAAAAGCAAGCAAAAGAAAAACAAGGGCAAAAAGAAGGCACUCAGCAGCACUACCAUACCUGUGAUAAAGUCGUCCGACGAUGAGGAGCACGAUUCUGCAACCGAGGCGGCUGAUAUGAUCGGUUUACGGCUGGGACGCGCGACAACUGCCGCACCGAGUGACGAUGAUGACGAUUGGACCGGUGGCAGCAAGAAAUCGAACCGAAAAGCAAAAACCAAGGGUAAAGCUGCUGACUCGGGCCCAAAGGGCAAAGCGGCCAAAGCACAAGCCAAAGGUGAGGCGGAGCCCUCCUCCGUGCCUGCUGCUACUGGAUCGAGCAAAGAGUCGGGCCCCGUCUCGGACGACGAGAGCACUAGCCAGUCGAGCACGGAGAACGCAUGUGUGACGUGCAAGGAGAAGUUUACCUCCAAGAAUAAGCUGUUUGAGCAUCUGAAGAAAACUGGCCACAGUGUGUACAUCGACAAGCUGAAGGCAGCGAAAGCGGUUGCGAAGGGGGCUGAUGGCGUGAAGGGUGGUGGUAAGCGAAAAGGAAAGUGAAGUAAGAACGUACCACACGCCGGCCGAAUCUGAUCUCGCUGUUGAGAAAUGGAAAUGAUGCAACAAAACUGACUCAAACCGAACCGACAUUCUUAAGUAAAGAGAGAUAGAGAGAGAGAGCUACAAAA
This is a messenger RNA of Anopheles arabiensis, 2650 nucleotides long. RefSeq names its product dnaJ homolog subfamily C member 21. The transcript has 3 exons. The coding region runs from base 777 to 2522 and encodes 581 amino acids. Gene Ontology annotation, molecular function: zinc ion binding; nucleic acid binding. Lineage: Eukaryota; Metazoa; Arthropoda; Insecta; Diptera; Culicidae. The record is from RefSeq and is a predicted model, not a curated record. Gene Ontology annotation, cellular component: cytoplasm.